Panicum virgatum (switchgrass) is the source of this 2283-nucleotide messenger RNA. Its product is annotated as transcription factor BIM2-like. The transcript has 12 exons. Gene Ontology annotation, biological process: DNA-templated transcription. The record is from RefSeq and is a predicted model, not a curated record. Lineage: Eukaryota; Viridiplantae; Streptophyta; Magnoliopsida; Poales; Poaceae. Gene Ontology annotation, molecular function: DNA-binding transcription factor activity; protein dimerization activity. Bases 302 to 1885 code for a protein of 527 amino acids.
CGCAGAUCGCUGGCUGGCUAGCUGCUGGUAGAGAAGGCCAGGAAGGGGGGAGAAGAGAAGGCGAAGCCAAGCCGAAGAAACGUCGGUCGGAGAGGAGAGGAAAGAGAAACGCCUCUCACGUACGUCACGUGAGAACCAGAGAGAGCUCUCCGUCCGAUCCGAGGGUCUUCUUGCACAGGCGGCUAGCCAGCUUCUUCCGGUUCGGAGGGGCGCGCGGUGCUAGCUGAGGAGAAUUGGGCGGCGCGCGGCCGGGCAGCCGGCUUCCAUGGCGAGGCGGCGCUGCGAUUGACGGGCGACGAUUAUGGGCAUCCAAGUUCUUGCAGGGAACAAGGCGGCGACGCACGAGCACGACUUCCUCUCGCUGUACACCGCCGCAGCUAAUUAUAAGGACGCUCCUCUCCAGCUCCACGACUCCAAGCCACCUCCUCCCUCUCAAGGUAGUAAUUUCUUCCUGAAGACGCACGACUUCCUGCAGCCUCUGGAGAAGCCGGGAGCGCCGCCGCCGGAGCCGUCGCCGGCGCUGCCCGCCGCCGCCCCCGGCGCGGAGAGCAGGCACCGCCACCCGCAGGUGGCCGCCGCCGCCGCCUCCAGGCAGCAGGCGCUGCCCCUGCCCGGCGGCGUCGGCACGUUCAGCAUCUGCCCCGCGCCCGUCUCGGUCGCGCCGGCGGCGGCCGCCGUCGUCAAGGCGGAGCCGCCGCUCGUGCUCUGGGGCCAGCCCGCGGCGGCGCUCCAGCCGGCCGCGCGAGGGCGCCAGCAGCAGUGGGCGCUCCCCUUCGCCGGCGCCGGGCAGCCCAGGCCGCCGCCGCCGCGGCAGAAGCAGCAGCAGGCGCUGCAGGAUAGGACGGGGCGCGGCGGAGGAGCCGGGGUCAUGGAGUCCGGCUCCAGAUCCAGCGGCGGCGCGGGGUUCGACGACGACGACGGCCUCGCCGCGCGCCGCGAGGUCUCCUCCUCGCUCAAAGACUUCACAGUAAGGGUGGACAGGAAGGGUGGAAGCUGCAGCGAUGGUGGUACAGAUCCACAGCCAAACACACCACGGUCGAAACACUCGGCCACAGAGCAGCGCAGACGCAGCAAAAUCAAUGAUAGGUUUCGGAUACUUAGGGAGCUGUUGCCACACAGUGAUCAAAAGAGAGAUAAAGCAACAUUUCUCUUGGAGGUUAUCGAAUAUAUACGGUUUUUGCAAGAGAAAGUACAAAAGUAUGAGGCAACAUUCCCAGAAUGGAACCAAGAAAAUGCAAAGACACUUCCAUGGUCAAAUAUGUAUUUUCGAUCAUUCUGGAAAAAUGCGCAGAGUAAAGGACAACUCCCAGGAGAUUCCCUGCCUGACACUUCACAUUUCUUGAGAAAUGGAUCCUCUCCUGGAUCUAAUUUCACUGGGAGGCUCGAUGAUAAUCACAACAUGGUGACAUCUGCAGCUGCAUCAGGGGCACAGGAUCAGACUGAAACUGAUCACAUGGCUAGCGUGUGCUACAGAUCAGCAGAAACUCCAGCAAUUAUUACAAAUAAUGCUUUAUCUCAGUCCCAACCCCAAUGGGCAGGUCUGUCCCCUAUGGAUGAUUGUGCAGUGAACAGUCAAAUGCUUAACAACCAGCAGUUGGCAAUCGAUGAAGGAACAAUCGGUGUGUCCAGUCAAUAUUCCCAAGAGUUACUUAAUUCGUUGACUCAUGCCCUUCAAAGCUCAGGUGUAGAUUUGUCCCAAGCCAGCAUCUCUGUGCAGAUCAACCUGGGCAAGCGAGCAGUCAAGAGACCUGCUGCUGGUGUACCCUCCAAGGAACCAACGGACCCAGUAUCUAGCGACGAAAUAGGUCAGCAGCUGGCGAUGUUGGGUGGUGGCGCUGAAGACCUCUCUCAUGCAGCAAAGCGGCAUAAACUGUGCAACAGCUGAUGAUGGUCCCCGCCUUGCUCCCGGACCCGAUUGAUCAUUCUUUCCUUCCCAGCCAACGGGAGGCUCUUGGAUUGGUUGUACAUUGUGCUAGCUGUGACAGGUUCUGUGAUGAACGAGGCCCCCGGUGCAUUCUUUUGUUUGAUCGCUCCUGCCGUCCUCUUUAGUCCAUUGUUUACUUAGAGAAAACAAAAACCCCCUGGAGCUUCCAUUGCGGAUUGUGAAGCCGCUCUUGUACACAGGCUUCCAUUCAUAUGAGAAGCUUCCCCACCCUUGACAAACCUUAUGCUGUAGGCUUGUAGUAAACCUGUAAGAUAUCUCCAACAACUGUACCAGACUACCUGUUAGUCAAGUUGCUCGUUCUCUUGGGAGUACCCUGCAUAGUGUCGUUGCACCGUAUC